AUUUUGGUGACUGUAAAGUCAACUCUACAAUAGUUGUAAAACCAGUCCUUCUUGUUCAGCCUCUUAAAAAAGACACUGAAGUGAAAGAAGUGGAAGAACUUGAAUUUGAUGAGUCAGAGCCAGAGGUAGCCUGUAAACCAAGAACAAGGAAAAGAGUUAACACUUGGAGGUUGUUUCAACCCCAAGACAGAAACGUACUCAUCAUUGGAUCAUUUGGUGCUUUUUCAAAACAGUAUACUGUAGCUCCUAAGAUUGUUCCCAGCCACUUGAAAGGGGAGAAGUGGAUGAGCGACGAAAUUGAAAGAAUUGAAAACGUUUAUGAAAAGUACAACGAAAGGUUUGAGGUCUUUUUCUUGUCCUGUGGCUUUCCUGGAGAAGAAAAAUCUAGACAGGAUUACAUUGACAUGAUUAAAUCGUUAUUUUACAGCAAGAAACAUAAAGGAG
Messenger RNA from Amphimedon queenslandica, 444 nucleotides. RefSeq lists its product as uncharacterized. The annotation marks the transcript as partial. The record is from RefSeq and is a predicted model, not a curated record. The transcript has 2 exons. NCBI's taxonomy places the organism in Eukaryota, Metazoa, Porifera, Demospongiae, Haplosclerida, Niphatidae.